UGAAAUUAGUCUUCUAAGAGUUCAUCUAUAUAUAUAUAUAUAUAAUAGAAAGAGUUGCAAACAGGUCGAGUGUGAGAGACAAAGAGAGACAUCACAGUUGUCAUGGGUGCUAAGUGUUUCUUAGUUCUUGUUGUUGCAACGGUCUUAUCCAUGACUCUCUCAAAAGCUGAUGAGAAUGUAAGUUGGGGCGAUCAAACUGUUCCACACAAAAUGGGUAUGGAGAAGAUGACAAGGUUACAUUUUUACUUUCACGAUGUUGUUACCGGCGAUAACCCAACGGCGGUUAGGAUAGCUGAAGCACGGGGAACAAAAACAUCCUCAACAAUGUUUGGGGCGUUGUAUAUGAUUGAUGAUCCAUUAACCGAAGGUCCCAACCCGGAUUCUGGACUCGUAGGUCGAGCUCAAGGUUUUUACGGACAUUCCGGGAAAGAUGAAAUGUCACUGAUCAUGGGAAUGAGUCUUUUUUUUACUGCGAAUGAGAAGUUUAACGGGUCUAGUAUCAGUGUUUUUACUCGAAAUCCUAUCACACAUACGGAUCGAGAAUUUGCGAUUGUUGGAGGAACCGGAUACUUUAAGUUUGCGCGUGGGUAUAUAAGCGGCAAGACAUAUCGAAUUAGCGGGCCAGAUGCUAUCGUUGAGUAUAAUUGUACCAUCAUUCACUAUUAAUUCGUGUUUAAUGUUAUGAAUGAUUGUAGUUGGAAUUUUUAAGUCUUGAGAAGGAUAUUUGCUUAUAACUCCUUUUCCUUCCAUUUCCAAUCAUUUCUUGUAUGGGUUUUACUGUCAAUGAAAAGUUUAAC
Messenger RNA from Papaver somniferum (opium poppy), 797 nucleotides. RefSeq names its product dirigent protein 1-like. The coding region runs from base 103 to 666 and encodes 187 amino acids. NCBI's taxonomy places the organism in Eukaryota, Viridiplantae, Streptophyta, Magnoliopsida, Ranunculales, Papaveraceae. The transcript has a single exon. The record is from RefSeq and is a predicted model, not a curated record.